This is a messenger RNA of Candidozyma duobushaemuli, 903 nucleotides long. RefSeq lists its product as uncharacterized. The record is from RefSeq and is a predicted model, not a curated record. Lineage: Eukaryota; Fungi; Ascomycota; Pichiomycetes; Serinales; Metschnikowiaceae. Gene Ontology annotation, molecular function: misfolded protein binding; ubiquitin-specific protease binding. The transcript has a single exon. Gene Ontology annotation, cellular component: endoplasmic reticulum membrane; Hrd1p ubiquitin ligase ERAD-L complex. The coding region runs from base 1 to 903 and encodes 300 amino acids. Gene Ontology annotation, biological process: endoplasmic reticulum unfolded protein response.
AUGGACAUUGCCAAUAUUUUUGCAAUACCGCCUGUCACAAGAGCGUGGAUCGGCUCCAUUGUGGUGAUUUCCUCGGCGUGUAGCUUGAGUCUUUUGAACCCCAUGAAACUCCACUAUCUUCCAGGAAUGUGGCCACGCUUGUUCACCACUUUCAGCACAUGGGGUAACCUCAGCUUCGUGCUACUAAUUCAGCUAUUGUACUUGAGAUCCACAUGUGGCGGUCUCGAGAGGCCGUACCAGAUUGAAUUAGGCAUGUUCCCACGAAGUGUGGCACGUCUGUUGGACGAUCGUAAACGUGCCCUUUUGAAGCAAAAAUUAGAAGCUUACAAAUCGCUAGACUUUGCAUGGUUUCUUGGCCAGAUUGCCAUUUCUGCCGUGGUGGCAUUCCAUCUCCAGCAGAACAUCACCGGAAACUACACCGUCACAUACUGGGCUAUGGGGCAUGUGCUAGAUAACAUCCUCUUGUACAUUUCCGGCAAGCUCUCGCCGAACGAGGGCUUUACGUUAUUUAUUCUCAUCAUCAAAAAGCGCUACGCUUUCUGGGCAUACGGAUUGGCCAGCUACUUGUUCACAGACGAGUUCCUGCUAAUCCCUCAGAUCUACGCUCAGUUUGGCUUGAAGUUGACAAUUGAGCACAUUAUCACGGGCCCGUUCCUCUGGUGCACGAUAUUUAAGAUGCUUAUCGGCCAUUUCUGGUGGUUUGUGAGGUUCUACUUGCUUGGGGACAUCUACAACGAGAUCAAGACCGAGAGUCGUGAGGCGUGGCUGGUUGCGUUUGACCCCUACGAGACACGCGACCCGUUGAAGGAGAAGUUGCAGUACUUUGUGAGCGACGUGUUGCGUUUCAUCGUUCUUCCGCCUUGGUACGCCUUCAUUGUGCCCAAGCUCGUCAACGAGGAGUAG